AAGGGAUUGUGGAGGAAAGCCAUGGCUAAAGCUCGGGAGGGAUGUGGAUGGGCUGACAGCCUGGAGGCCGAGCUCACCUGCCCCAUCUGCCUCGGGCUGUACCAGGAGCCGGUGUCGCUGAGCUGCGGCCACAGCUUCUGCCGGCAGUGCAUUGAGAAGGUGCUGGGAACCCAGCAGAAUUCCCAGAGCCCCUGCCCCACAUGCAGGACCUGCCUGGGGCCCAACCUGGAGCUGCAGAAGAACUUCAAGCUGGGCAGCAUCGUGGAAGCUUUUCAGACCACCACUUCCGACGAACAGCGGGCUCUAAGGGAAGGCCUGCAGCAGGACGAAGGCGCCGAGGAGGGGGAGAGCGAAGUGGUUCCAUGCGAGUAUUGCCUGGAUGAGCCCCAGCCAGCCCUGAAAACAUGCCUGGUUUGCGAGGUCAGCCUGUGCCGGGUCCAUCUGAGCAAACACAACGCCAGGGGUUUCCAUCAGGAACACAUCCUGGUGGACGUGGGAGCAGGGAAGGCGGAGGAGAGGAGGUGCCAGGAUCACGGCAAGCUGCUGGAAUGUUACUGCCUGGGAGAGGAGGAGUGCAUCUGCGUUCUCUGCUGCAUCGCCGGGGCCCACAAGGGCCACAAGGUUAUCACCAUGAAGGAGGGGCACGACAGACAGCUGGUUAAACUCAUCGACACCAUGAAACAGCUGGAGGUAUCAAAAAAUAAUUUAAUUACUGCUCUAGAAGAUCUUCAGGAAAGCGAGAAUCAGAUCAAGAACAAUACCAAAACACUGACUUCUCAGCUGGAAGAACUGUUUGAAAAAGUAAAGAUGGAGCUUGAUAAGAAAAUGACGAUGAUACUGAGUGACAUUCAGUCUAAUGAGGAAGAAAAUCUGGAAGCCAUUGCCAACACAAGGAAGGAAAUGGAACAGAAGAGAGACCAGGCUGAGCAGAAUCUUCAGGCUUUGCAGGAGAUAAAAGAGCAACCAGAUGUUUUCCUCUUCUUCAGAGAACUGCAACCGGUCACAGACAGGAUUGCCAGUCUGGAUCUGAGAACUAAGAGUGUGAAGGUGCAGAAAGCGCAGCUGGAUCAGAGAAUGCUUGCCGAGUACGAAACCCGGAGAGAGAGGUUCAUGCUGCACCUGGACUCUGUGCUGGCCAAUGUGCGCGAUAAAUUCCACCAACUAAAUGGAGCGAAGCAGGAAGGCAUCAUCGAGAAGGAACAGCUUAAAAACUUGUCUGAGAAUUUUAAUUCUACGAGGGCCAGAUAUAAGAAAGAUAGGAAAAAAUGUCACCAGAACUCAGGAUGGGAAGGAUUAUAUUAUUAUUAUGAUGACUUCUCUUAAUGAGAAUCUGCCAAGUGUUCUGAUCUCCCCUCCUGCCUUGCAUUCAAAUCAGUUCUGGAACAUAUGAAAAGUUUUUUUUAAUAAGUGCUAAGAAUUACUAUGAACAUAAUAAAAUCUCCAACUGCUGCUGCAUUGUAAACUGGAUUGUCUCAUCUCAUGGGUCUAAUUAUAUUUUUGUACAAUGAUUUGUGGUGAUUCUGUUGUCACUAUGUUGCUGAAUAACCAAAUAGAUGCACUUCAGCAAGACUGGAGGAUUUCAUACCAUCACCAGGAAUUAGUUGUUUGAGAGCAUUUUUUGUGGGUAGAGUCCCAGGAAAUCAAGGCUGAAAUUCUCUGUCCUUUUACAGGACUUGUGGCUACAACUCUGUUCUGUCACUUGUGAUAAUCAACACGCACCUGAUUUCAGGGAUUAAAAACAAACACAGCAAUCCAUCUCAGAGUAACACCUCUCUUCCAGGUUUAAAUGGACUCUCCAAGCUGUGCUGCAUGCUCAGCCCUGGCUCUGCUGCUCCCAUCAAUUGUCAGCAUAACAGAAAGUGUUAGCCAGAUUUUGGGAGCUCAGCGGUUGCUCAAGGUGACUUUACAAAUAUUCCUUCCUGCUUGAAGCCAGCAAGGCACAAAGGGCAGCUGCUCUCAGCCACUCAGAUGAG
Parus major (Great Tit) is the source of this 1973-nucleotide messenger RNA. Its product is annotated as E3 ubiquitin/ISG15 ligase TRIM25-like. NCBI's taxonomy places the organism in Eukaryota, Metazoa, Chordata, Aves, Passeriformes, Paridae. Gene Ontology annotation, molecular function: zinc ion binding. The coding region runs from base 22 to 1323 and encodes 433 amino acids. The transcript has 8 exons. The record is from RefSeq and is a predicted model, not a curated record.